Molecule: messenger RNA, 1485 nt
Organism: Carcharodon carcharias (great white shark)
Lineage: Eukaryota; Metazoa; Chordata; Chondrichthyes; Lamniformes; Lamnidae
Gene: hes1
Product: hairy-related 6
Exons: 4
Coding region: 272-1210 (312 amino acids)
Biological process (GO): regulation of neurogenesis; regulation of transcription by RNA polymerase II; anterior/posterior pattern specification
Cellular component (GO): nucleus
Molecular function (GO): RNA polymerase II cis-regulatory region sequence-specific DNA binding; protein dimerization activity; DNA-binding transcription factor activity, RNA polymerase II-specific
Source: RefSeq, a predicted model, not a curated record
GAAGUUUCACACGAGCCGUUCGCGUGCAAUCCCAGAUAUAAAUACAGGCGGCCAGAGCUGAUCUUUGCACAGUGGCGAUUCUGCAUUCACAUCAUUGAUAAUAACACAACCAAAGCAAUAUAUAUAGAGAGAAAUAAAAUAAAAGUGCCCCGGCUGCCUGGCAAAUAAACUCGCAGGUUACAAGACGCGGAAAGAAGACAACACAUUUUUUUAAAGCUACAGAUCGAAAGGAAUCGCUUUAAUACAAAUCUGCUACACUCUUUAUAAGAAAAUGCCAGCAGAUAUAAUGGAGAAAUCGUCUUCUUCCCCUGUGGCUGCUACCCCAGCUAGUUUAAACGCUACACCAGAUAAGCCAAAAACUGCUUCUGAAAAUCGGAAGUCAUCCAAACCGAUUAUGGAGAAGAGGCGCCGGGCUAGAAUAAAUGAAAGUUUAAGUCAACUUAAAACACUGAUCCUGGAUGCUCUGAAGAAAGAUAGUUCGAGACAUUCAAAGUUAGAAAAAGCUGACAUCCUGGAAAUGACAGUGAAACAUCUCCGAAAUCUGCAGCGCGUCCAGAUGACUGCUGCUUUGAGUACAGACCCUACAGUUCUGGGCAAAUACCGAGCCGGCUUCAGCGAGUGUAUGAACGAAGUGACUCGAUUUUUGUCCACCUGCGAAGGGGUCAACACAGAAGUCCGGACCAGACUCCUCAGUCAUUUGGCAAACUGCAUGUCUCAGAUCAACGCCAUGAAUUACACCCAACCGCCCCCCAGCCCAGCUGUGAGCGGCGGCUCCCACGCUGCUUUUGGACAGCCCUUGCACGUCCAGCUCCCGGGAUCAGGGGGCAGUGGGCUGCCCCUGAACGGAGUCAACAUGCCUUGCAAACUGGCUGCUGCCGAGGUAAUGCCCGCAGCAGCCGUUGCCGCGGCCACGAAAGUCUAUGGCGGGUUCCAGCUUGUGCCAGCAUCAGACGGCCAGUUUGCAUUCCUCAUUCCUAACACGGCCUUUGGACCCAAUGGACAGCUAACGACAGGACCGAUCAUCCCUUUGUAUGCCAAUACCAACGUGAGUGCACUGCCCUCCGCCAUCUCCCCGGCCAGCAGGUCCCCCAUACAACAGUCUGGGACUACCCCAGCAGCCGGCUUCCCGCUUCCACUCUCGGCUGCCACCACUGCUGUCAGUGUGGGCGCACCAACAGAUUCCUCAGAUUCCGUCUGGAGACCCUGGUAACUGAGCCACUUCACGUAAAACAAGUGACUGGAAACUUUAAAAAAAAACAGGACUUUCUUUUUAAAGCCCAUUCGGUGUAUAGGAUUGUAUAGCAAUGUCAAUAUUAUGCACUAUAUUUGUAUAUAUUUAGAAUGUUCAUAUCGGAUUGCAUUUGUCUUAUCAAGAUGUCCAUUUUUCUAUGAUGUGAUGACAUGCCAAAGAUAAACUGAAUGCUCUUCAAAGUUCCUUCCUUUUUGGAAGAUUUAUAUUUGAAAUAAAAGGAAAACUAACAUUUA